CUUUUCUCUUAUCUUUCAACUCUCAUUAAUUCGCAUGAAGGAAAAUUUGCAGUUAUAGUGUAUCAGUUGACAUCAGAGCUUGAACUCCACGAAGUAGGAGUUUUAAAUUAGUUGUGAUUUAAUUACUUCGGUGCAGUGAAUAGGUUAAUUAAUUAAUUGGGUGAUUAAUUUAAGCAAUACCCCGUAUACAAGGCUUAUCAAUCGAGUGCAGCUAUAUUUCCUUCAUUUCAGUGUUGAAAUCAUAACAAAAUAUUACUUAAGAGUGUUAUUGUAUAAAAAUUUUAUCCGAAAUUCGAAGGAACUUUGUUUGUUAUUUGAUACUAAUUUUUCGAAUGUUACUUUGUUGUAUUUAUAUUUGAAUACUCGCUCAGUAGCUAUAAUUAAAAGGCUUUAUUUAACAACAAGAUCCAUUUAGUGUGUUUCGGAAUUCACUAAACAAAUACCAAGUUUUGAACAUUUUUCAUAUCUAGAAAGUUUAAACAAUCAUCAAGCAUUGAAUUCGCGUGCAAUAAAAUAAGAAAGAUAAACGACAAUGAAGGAGCCGAAUUCAAACUAACAAGAUCAAGGCCGAUGCACUAAUCCACAAUUAAUACUGAUAAAUUAAUUACCCAUUCUAAUUACGCAGUGGAAUCGAUUGUUCCUAUAACGUGAAAUGCGAGAAGAAAGCAUUUAUGAAUUUCCAUCGCUGCAAAACUCCAGUCUAUACCAACGCGGCGCUUCCACCAAUCCUUGGCUGUUUCCCAUAAAAGUCUUCAAACUCUGCAUACUAGGAAUAUUAGUACCAUGCCUCCUAAUCAGCAUACCAUUGUACCUGCGGUACCGAGUCUACAGCAAUCAAUUGUACCCACUCGCCAUGUCGGAUAUGAGAUUGAUCGAUAACAAAGUAUCGACCACUUGGUGUCAGAAACAACGCAUCAAAGUAAACGCCACAUUCAACGCAUUCCUGCUAUCUCAAAACCCGACAAUUUCCACCAAAACGAGACCCUUGACGAUGGUGCGCGAGCUGAUGCUGGAAGACGACACGAAAGAGUACUGGGGAUUCUACUUGUUGAAGGGAACUUCGGUGACGCUGUCCACUUGCGUAAGGUCGAUAUUUUCGUACAAUUCGAAAUUACCACCAACUCGUCGAUUAUUGGCGGUUUCAGAUGGCCCGGGGCAUCGCUGAUCAUGAUCAGAGGCCACAAGCACCUGCACGAGUGCGCCUACAUAGGAGACAACUCGUCGGAGGAGCUCGCCGAGCAAAUGGAGUCGAUCAAAGAGAACAUCAAUUUCGAAUCCGACGAAAAGAAAGCCGAUCAACCCGCCAAUAAUCCCUCGAACAUGAAACGGUAUAGACCCGGAGUGCACUUCCACAGCCCCUUGUACCAGAACAUCAAUCAAACCGAAAGUUUGGAAGCAAACACCGACAACACUGAAAUAACAGACAUGAAAGACAUGCGAAAGAUCCUGCAAGCUCUACGAGAACGAACCAACGCUUACAAAAGCAAGUUUUUCCAAAAACCCAACAACCACGUCCACAGGAACUCCACCAUAGCGGCUGGCGAGUCGAAGAACUUCAAAAUCGACAAGCCCAAAAACGAGACGUCCUCCGAGGAGGCGCUGUCGGACAUAUUGGACAGAUUGAGGAAAAUGGGCGAGAAGGGUUCGAGAAUUUUGGAAAAGGUGAACGAGAAAUACAACGAAGCGAAAAACAAUACCGUGCUGGACAUCAAAGCCAGGCAUUACGCCAAACCUGCGGUUGAUUUCGGCGAUGCGAUAGACCAGUUGAGGCGAAGGAAAAGGGAAUUGAUACUCCACACGGCUCUAGCCGAUAACGAAGAUGACGAAGAACACGAUAUGGCUAUCGAAGAAGGGUUCCAUCCUGAUGGUAUAGCAGACCACAGAGGUACCAUCAACGAAACCUCAUUGAACGACAUGAGCAACAGCGAGUUCUGGUCGUCAUUCUCCAGUUCCGAGGAAGCUCUACUAAACUGCGCCGGUUUAAUACUCAGCCUACCGCUAAUGCCUCACAGAAAAUGCAUCCAAGACGAGGUAAACGAAGAAAGCUACAGAGACAACAAGGUCACCUACAAAGUACCAGUCAACGGUUACUACUUCUUCGUGUUCAACAGCGAGAACGAGGUGCAGACGAACUUCGUUCGCGUGCAAUUCGACAUCGACAAGACCGUUUACAACGUGUCGAACGCCGUGGCCGAAUGCCUCAACAAAUCGGAGAGCUGCUCCAUCGAUUUGGACUUUUUCUCGUCGGAGAAACUGGUCAUGGAGCUGCCGGUGGUGCAAAACGAAUCCCUGUGGAACGAGGAGUACGUCGUGGUGUCCGAAUGCGAACCGAGAACCGCGAUUUACGCCGUUUUCGUUGUGCUCGUGCCCAUUUUGGUCGUCUUUUUCGCGUUCGUUUAAACCUUCUAUAGGUGAUGGUUUUUAAGAAUGUAAGAGGAAACUUACUCGAGACUUAUAUACAAUUUUAAUUCAUAGAAAAGGUGAUGAUGUAGCUGGUAUUUCUAGUCAGUUUUAAUAAUUAAUGAAAUAGUUUAAAUUUAAAAAUAUUUAAGUUUGUCAUGGCUGUAAAUUUAAGGUACAAAUAUUGUGAUGGUUUUAAUAUAAUGUAACUGAUGUUGAUUUUAAGAAAUAUACG
Molecule: messenger RNA, 2635 nt
Organism: Phyllotreta striolata
Lineage: Eukaryota; Metazoa; Arthropoda; Insecta; Coleoptera; Chrysomelidae
Source: the annotation of a GenBank genome assembly